Strongylocentrotus purpuratus (purple sea urchin) is the source of this 3573-nucleotide messenger RNA. RefSeq names its product zinc finger protein 862-like. NCBI's taxonomy places the organism in Eukaryota, Metazoa, Echinodermata, Echinoidea, Camarodonta, Strongylocentrotidae. Gene Ontology annotation, molecular function: protein dimerization activity. The transcript has 6 exons. The coding region runs from base 828 to 2933 and encodes 701 amino acids. The record is from RefSeq and is a predicted model, not a curated record.
UCGAAAUUAGCGGUUACCUGGGUGCCAUUGACCACCUAAAACGCUACCGGGCAACCUAAAAGUCCCGUCUUGGCUGCCCGGCUGGCAACCUAACAAAGAAACCAGCAGUAUAAACCAACACUUACAUAAUACUUCACAAAUGCCAAGGCACAUCCACAAAAUACUUUGGCUGAAAAAAAUAAAGACUCAAAGGCGUCAGAGCACUAAUUACAAUGAUCGUACUUCGUCAACGAACACGAUUAACAGCUGACAAUGCUGCCAGCUAUCCACCGCUCGCGCAGCCAGAGCGGAGAGCGUAUGCGCCAUGCCGGCACCAUCUGCCGGGGAGCGGGAGGCCUGGGUUUGCUAGCUAGCGCGCUAGCUCGAACUCCGAUCAUUCAACGCACGCGCUCGUCAUAGAUACCUAACUUAAUAAUACGUACGUAAGCCCUCGCGCGUACAGUAUCUAAUACCAUACCCCCCCCCCCCCCCCCCCCCCCCCCCCCCCCGGCCUGGGGUUACAAUUAAUUCUUUAUGAUUAUUCCUCUGUAGUUUGCAUGGAUUUACAUUUCGUAAAUAAUAAAUAUAACUAAUACAAAUCAAUGUUGAACAAAUUUUGUCUUUGAUUUCAAACUAUACUUUGCCUUACGUACAUGACGAUACAUGAUGCAUGUGAAUGAAAGUGAAUGUGAGUGACAAUGACAAUACAAUGACAAUGACAAUGACAAUAACAAUAACAAUGACAAUGACAAUGACAAUGACAAUGAUUUUUUAUUUCUUUAACGGCCCCUUCUGAGUGUUAAUUGACAACGAGAAAGUCUAAGAGAAAGAAAGUAAUAAGCAAGAUCAUGUGGCGUUACAUGAAUGUAUCGAAACCGAAUGAAGAGGGUGCAAAAAGAAAGGCAGACAAGGACAAAGAGUAUGAGGAAGAGAAAAGAUCAAGGAACUACCGAAAAGUAUGGGAGCAUGAUCAUAAGUGGUUGAAAUAUGAUGGAGAGAAAGGAGAAAUGUUCUGCCAGAUUUGUCGGGAGGCAGGUAUCAUGGGUGAGCCAGGCAAGAAAUUCAAUGCGUUUUAUCACGGCAGCACCAGCUUCAGGCUUAACUCGGUGAAAAAGCAUGGGGAGAGUGAAAAUCACCGCAAGGGAGUCGGCAUUAUGAGAGCUAGAAGGGCUGAGCCUGGAACAUCGAAGGCCGAAAAGAUGAUUCAUCUUCUCAACGAAAAAGCCGUUCAUCGUCUGAAACAUCUUUUCAGAAAUGCCAACGCAAUCGCUAGACACUGCAGACCUUUCACUGACUUUACGUGGAUGUGCUCGUUGGAUCGAGCCAAAGGACUCGACGUGGGAACAACGUAUCUAAAUGACCGUUCAGCUCAAGUGUUCGUUCAUUUCAUUGCUGAGGUGGAAAGACGCAAAAUGGUUGGUCGUGUGCAGGGGUCGAAGUUUGUAUCGGUCAUCAGCGAUGGAACAACCGACUCUUCCAUUACUGAAGACGAAAUAAUCUACAUCCGCCACUCUUGCGAUGGAACCAUUAACAUGGACUUUGUAGCUUUGGCAGGAGUGACUACUGCAAAUGCUGUCUCCAUCUACAAUGCAACUCUGCACGCACUCAGGGAGAGGAUGGAGAUGUCAGAAGCAGAGGUUUCCCGCAAGCUUGUAGGUUUCGGGUCAGAUGGGGCAGCAGUGAUGCUUGGGAAGACGGGUGGUGUUGCAGCCCUAAUGAAACAGCUAAACCCUGAAAUUCAGGCCGUUCAUUGUUGUGCACAUCGACUAGAACUUGCAUUCAAAGAUGCAAUGAAACGAUCUAAUAUGUGUACCCAGUUGAAUACACUGUUUCUCAAUCUCUACCUGUUCUAUAAGAACAGCUCUAAGAAUAGGAGCUCGCUGAAAGUCUCUGCCGAAGCUCAUGGCGAUCAUCCAGCUAUCCCUACACGUGUUGGUGGAACCAGAUGGCUGCCUCACCUCGAACGUGCCAUACGGAAUUUUCUUCGUGGAUAUCGAGCCAUGAUAACUCAUCUCCAUCAGGUUCAAGCACAGGAAAAAUGUUCUGGUGAAGCAAAGGCCAAGGCAAAGGGCUUCCAGAAGCUCCUGGAGCGCAAGGAUGUACUCAUGUACACUCUUUUCCUGUAUGAUGUUGUAACAGUCUUGUCGAAGGUGUCCCUUGUGGCACAGAAGUCAAUCUCAACAGUUGCCGAUGUUGCAGCAUCAAUUGAUGCGGCUGCAACUACCCUCGGAAUGUACAAUGAAAGAAAGUCAACACCACACAUGCUCCAAUUUGACGCACACUUCCAGGGGGAGUUGAAGGGCACUACCAGCAUUGAGGGUGGACUGACACAGCUGCUGGACAGUCUGGAGAGUAGCCUCCAAGGCAGAUUCCAGGACCUCAAUGACGGAGUCUGUGAAGCGAUGAAGAUAGUCAGCUUCAACUUCUGGCCAGAGGACACAAGUGAGUUUGGCAAUGAUGGUGUUCAAACAUUAGUGAGACAUUUCAACGAGUCACUGACAGCAGGAGGUGUGGACACCCUGAAAGUCAGUGUGGAAUGGAAUCUCCUCAAAGCGAGAGUCAACAGUGACAAGAAGAAAGGCAAGCCAUGGUCGGAAAUUAUCCCGGGCCUCAAGGAGGAGCUUCCCAAUAUCUGCUCUCUCAUCGACCUGGUACUGAGCAUACCAGCCAGCUCAGCAGAGGCGGAGAGGGGUUUUAGUAGACUGAAGCUUCUAAAGACCUCUAUCAGGAGUUCCCUGCUGGAUGACAGGGUGACGGAUCAGCUCCUCAUAAUGCUCCAUGGAUCAGAUGAGGAACAUUUUGAUCCAAUGCCAGCCAUCUCACUGUGGAACUCAGGAGCGAAGAGGUCAAGGAGACCAGACAUGUCUGGAGAUGUCCCUCAAGAUCCUGACACAGACUUGUCUGAAGAUGAAGUAGUACCGAUGGACAUUAAUAGCGAUUCAUCCGAUAACUGAAGUGAUCAAUUAAACCCCUCGAUCACCUGACACCCUCCUCACCUGCCAAUAUUACUUGCUGCCAAUGCCCCUGUAUUAAUGAUAAUCAAUAACUUUUUUCUUGCUCUGACUGUGAGAAUUAAAUCUUGCAAAAAUUCUCAAUUGAAUAUCUGGAUUAAAGUCAAAAUUACCUGUGACCUGUGACCAACAACUACACUUGUGACAAAGCCAGGUAAAUUUGACUCUGUUUUCUGCAAUGACUUCUUUAUUCAAUUGACAUUUUUGCAAGUUAUUAUUCCUACAGUCAGAUCAAGAAAAGAGUAAACCCCCAAAAUCAUAUUUUUAAACAGUCAUGUAAUAAUUUUUUCUUCAUUUUUCUUCUCCCAUCAAUGCAACUAAGCCCUGCCCAAUGAAAAAAAAUGAAAGAACCUUUUACCGCUUGUGACUUCACAGCCAGCUAAAAUGAGCAUAACUAUAUGGUAUAUAAUUAUAUGUAAGGUGGCAUUGAUUGUGAUAGCUGGAUGAAGAAAAAUGGACCAUUUGUUGGGUAAUGUUUUUAUCAAACACUACUUGCAAAGACAUGUAUUUUGCUUUGAUCAGAUCGAAGGAAUAAAAACAAACACUAGUAAGUCACUGACUUGACUAGUUGAACUUGUGAAAG